Messenger RNA from Eimeria necatrix, 2430 nucleotides. RefSeq lists its product as hypothetical. The annotation marks the transcript as partial. The transcript is spliced from 8 exons. The record is from RefSeq and is a predicted model, not a curated record. NCBI's taxonomy places the organism in Eukaryota, Apicomplexa, Conoidasida, Eucoccidiorida, Eimeriidae.
AUGAAGCCCUCAAACAAAAGCCGGCGCAACGCGGGCGGGCUUCCCCCCACUGGCAGGCCCGCACACAGCAUGUCCAACCCGGAGGGUCGGUCCAGCAGUAGCAUGGCCCCUGUCCCACAGCUGGACUUGAGGCAGGCAGCGGAGGGAGCGCGUGCCGCGGAAGGUGGUCAGCUAGUCUACGGGCCUCUCCCCAGUGCCAUGGAUACCACCCGAAGCCAGCACUUCGCAAACUGCAGCGACUGCAUGCUGCCUUGCAAGAUCUUUUUGGGCCUUAGUGCACCCAAAGAGACCAAACCCCUCCCACCAAUACGUUCCUCAUCGAAGCAGUCGUGCCCUCCUCAGCGACACACUGGACCAGAGACUGGCGGUUCGUCCCGGUCAGGCCGCAGUGUGUCCAUUGGUCACUCCAUGGGUCGCACUGUCGCCAGUGUCCAGAGACAGGCAAGCCAGGCUAGGCCUGCGCUUAUGGCUACACGCCCACCUGGAGCCUCUGCUAAUGUAGGAGACAGCACCAUUGCGCAGCCUUCGCAAGCUACUUACUUUAACCAGACCCGGCAGGGCAUGAAUUACCCGCUGGUAAGACCAGCAGCGUCAUUAUUUAGACCAGAUGUUGGCCCUGUAAUAACUCCACUGUGUGGGGGUCAAGUGGCCAACCCAAUGGUCGCAGCAGUGCAGGCCACGAAUGGGGUCACCGCCUCUGGCGCCUUCCCGCCCUACCCUACAACAGGCCCACGGCUGUCGUCAUCGCAUUCACCAGCUGCAGCAACGGCGGGGGCCGCGGCUUCUGCUCAAUUUGCUGCGGCAUAUGCACAGUACACGGCGCAACGCAACCGUGGGGGGCAAAUGGAGAUUUUUAUGGGCCCCAGUGGAGAGAUUUACCAGAGGGCUCCAGCUGUUGGCAGCAACAGGGAUACUGCGGCACCCAUACUCAUGCAGCCGGCAGGCCUGUGCAGGACCGCGUCAGCUGCUAGCGUUGACCGCUCACGCAGUCUGUCUAAGGCACCUAUGCCAGUAGUUAUAGUCCCCGGGCGCUCGCAGAGCGUGGCGCCACCUGUUCCGCCGGUGCAGACAGCAGCUCUAGUUGGUCGUGAUGGUGUAUUUGAGAAGACAGGAAUGACUAAUGCCACACGUGGGGCGUCGGAGAGAAAGAGUGGAGGAAGGUUAAAUGAGGACCAGCCGCCUCUUGAGCUUGAUGCUUCUCUAAGAGACGUCCUUGACGGGCAGAUGCUUUCAUCUCGAUCCCGACGCUUGGCCAUGGAACUUAAGGCCGCGCGAGAGCAAUGCAAAACAAUUCAGGAGGGCUUUAAAGAAGAAAAUACCCAAUUAAAAGAAGAGAAUGAACGACUCGUCUCUAUAGUCAGGUCAAUCCAGAAGAGGGUAGAAAGCCUGCAGAACCAGCUGGCUGCCUCCAGGAAGACGUCAGGUGGCGGAGAGGCUCUGGUAGACGUGUGCUCUGGGCUAAUUACAGAUAUCCUGGACUCCCGCUCUGGUUGGAGAGUGGUGAAAGACUCUUCAUCUGUAGAAGGUGAACGUGGCAGCCGCAUGGAGAAAGAUAUGGGUCCUUCAAUGCCUCAGCUCAUCGCAAAAUCGGAGCAGCAGGGGAUGGAAUCGCAACACUCUCACCCUGCUGUGAACGAUCGUGAGAGCCUCGGGAAUGGUUCCGAGACUCUCGAAAAUCGCUCAAAGAUAGAAAAAACUUCAUAUGAAAAUGCACAGCACAAGCUUGCAAGCAAAGAUAUAUUAUCUGACCCUCGUUCACUGUCUAAAAGCAAUUCUGUGCUGGGGGAACCUGCGUCAGCGACACAGUUUGCUACAACGGCGGGACCCCAUACAGAAGCGCCAGAAGUUGGCCGAGACGCAGGCCAACCCGGAUAUAAGAAACAGUCUGCAGAAUCCCAGAACAAGACUCGAACAGAGAACGACAAAGCAAGCAUCAACACGGCAACCACAGGACAGGACGAACCGACCAACAUAACAGUGUUUCGCGAACCCGAACGAAAGGGCGAACACGAAGCACAACAGGCAGGUACCACAAAUGCGGGUAGACAGGAAACUCAGAAAGAAGCACGAGACACCAAUGAGAAGAUAGCUCAUAUCAGAUACGCGGAAGCUGCACCAGCUGCGGAAUCCGGCACGGCACCUGCACCAGCGGUGCUUGAUGAAACGUCGACGGAAUUAUUGCCGAGGGCGGGAGCGGAGCCUGGCGCGAAGGCGGCGGCGGAAGCGGGUUUGAAGCCAGGGGAGGGCGAGUCAGCGGCGAAGGCAGCAGAAGGCGCCGAUGCGAAGAGCGUGUCUGGCGUCGAUGCGAAGGGUGGACCUGUUGCGUCGUCGAAGGCGGGUCCUGGGCCUGCGUUGCUUGCGAAGAAGUCGAUGGGAGUGUUGCCAAAGAAGGCAGCGGAGCCUGUUGCGAAGGCGGCGGUGGAAGCGGGU